GUAGACAGCCGCUUCCUCCGCUUCUGCAUCUUCCAUCUCCCCCUCUCCGGUUGCCCCUGUCUGCCGCGUCAGCUACGUGUUUUCCCCUCUCUCUCUCUCUCUCCUCCCCCUUUUUCCCUGCCAUGCCCCGGGUUACCUGGCCUCUGCUUGCCCUGCUGUUCGCUCUGCUGCCCGGCUCGGGCAGGGCAUAUUUCCCGGAGGAGCGCUGGAGCCCCGAGUCGCCGCUCCUGGCUCCCCGGGUCGUCAUCGCGCUGCUCUGCCGCAACUCGGCCCACUCUCUGCCGCAGUUCCUCGGGGCCAUCGAGCGGCUCAACUACCCCAAGGACCGCCUGGCGCUGUGGGUGGCGACAGAUCACAACAUAGACAACACCACAGCAAUCCUCAGAGACUGGCUCAUCCAGGUACAGAAUUACUAUCAUUAUGUGGAGUGGCGACCUGAAGAUGAAUCCAGUGCCUUUGAGGAUGAAGUGGGGCCAAAACACUGGAACGAUCUCCGAUACGAACAUGUGAUGAAACUUCGGCAGGCGGCGCUGGACACUGCCCGCGAGAUCUGGGCCGACUACCUCCUGAUGGCCGACUGCGACAACCUGCUCACCGACCGGGAUGUGCUGUGGAAGCUGAUGAGGGAAAACAAGACCAUCGUCGCUCCCAUGUUGGAGUCCAGAGCUGCUUACUCCAACUUCUGGUGCGGGAUGACCUCACAGGGUUACUACAAGCGCACCCCGGCCUACAUGCCCAUCCGCAGACGGGAGCGUCGGGGCUGUUUCGCUGUCCCGAUGGUCCACUCCACCUUCCUGGUGGAUCUGAGGAAAGAGGCCUCCGGUCAGCUGGCUUUUUACCCGCCACACCCCGAGUACAGCUGGGCGCUGGAUGAUGUCAUUAUCUUUGCUUACUCGGCCCGCAUGGCAGACGUGCAGAUGUACGUAUGCAACAGAGACGCGUACGGGUACUUACCGGUGCCGAUGCGUUCCCAUGCUUCCAUGCAGGAUGAAGUGGAGAGCUUCCUGCACACUCACCUGGAGAUCAUGGUGAAUAAUCCUCCUCUGGAGCCCUCCAGCUUCCUCUCCCUUCCUCCCAAGCAUCCAAACAAGAUGGGCUUUGAUGAGGUUUUCAUGAUAAAUCUGGUUCGGAGGGCCGACCGUCGGGAGCGCAUGCUGAGGACUCUGUACGAUCAGGAGAUCAGCUGUAAGGUUGUUCCCGCCGUGGAUGGCAAAGCUCUGAAUACGUCUGAGAUAGAUGCCAUGGGGAUUAAGAUGCUCCCAGGAUACAAAGACCCUUAUCACGGUCGACCUCUCACCAAGGGUGAACUGGGUUGUUUCCUCUCUCAUCACAACAUCUGGAAGGAGAUCGUAGCGCGCGGCCUCCAAACGUCCCUGGUCCUGGAGGACGACCUCCGCUUCGAGGUCUUCUUCAAACGCCGGCUCCAGGCGCUGCUGCAGGAAGUGACGACACACAAGCUGGACUGGGAUCUUAUAUACAUCGGGCGGAAGCGGAUGCAGGUGGACCACCCGGAGAAGUCCGUCCCAAACGUGCACAACCUGGUGGAGGCGGACUACUCCUACUGGACGCUCGGCUACAUGCUGUCUUUGCAAGGAGCCCAGAAGCUCCUCAUGGCCGAGCCCCUGAGCAAGAUGCUCCCCGUCGACGAGUUCCUCCCAGUCAUGUACGACAAGCAUCCGAUUUCAGAGUACAUGGAGCCGUUCGAGCACCGGGACCUGCGGGCGUUUUCCGCCGAGCCGCUCCUGGUGUACCCGACCCACUACACGGGGGAUCAGGGCUACAUCAGCGACACGGAGACGUCGGUGGUCUGGGACAACGAGACGGUGAAAACGGACUGGGACCGAGCCCGGUCGCGCAAGACCCAGGAGCAAGGGGAGCUGAGCUUCGAGGCGCAGAACUCCGACGUGCUGCAGUCGGAGCUGGAGAACGUGAGCGCGCGGGACGAGCUGUGAAGAGGAACGGGAGGAGCGAGGGACGGAGAGCUCCGACACACACCUACACACACACACACACACACACACACACACACACACACACACACACACACACACACACACACGAGGGAGAGAGGACAAAGCUGUGAUGCAGAGUACGGCGAAAAGUAAGGAGGGAACACGACAGACGGCGAUCAAUUAAAGACUGAGAGGCAGAGCUGAUGGAUGCUUAGUUCAUGAGGAAAAAACACUUUUCCUGGUAGAUUUCUCGCGCCACCUAGGGGUCUUUCUCUUGAGAGAUUAGAUUUAGAGUUAACUCUUGAAGAGUCCGCUUACGGCUUAUUUAUUGCAGUUGUCAAACAUGUCUUGCUUGAAGUUUGAUCGCAUUGGUUUUCAUUGCAUAAACUUUUUUAAAAACUGGUGCAAACAUUCAGAUUCUCUCUGUGCAUCUCAGAGCAAAAUAAGAAUUGGAGGAAAAUUGGCCGCUGUUUUCGCAUCUAUGUAUAUUUAGAAAACAUCCUUUGUUUAUUAUACGUUGAUAUCGGAGAAUAUUUUGGGACUACAUUUCAGGCUUUGCAAAACAAUUGGUUCCCAGUUUGUUUUGCGUGGAAUGACUGCAGCUCCUCCGCUGUUUUUAUGCUUGUGAACUCAUGCAUGACUACCGUCUGUGGUCAGUUUUACCCAAAAAAAAAAAAAGAUUUUUGUUUUAAGAGUUAAUCCAAAUGAUCAAAGCAAUAAGAAAAAUUAUUGUUUUUUUUUUUUUUGUGAGGAAGAACAAACUGCUCCAGCUUUCUGUCAGAUUAUCUUUUGACCUUCAGAUUUAUCUGUUUAUACCUGCCUGAUGCCCUAAAAUCUGCGUUUCUCUUCCAUUGUCUCCUGUUUAAUGUAACCCUUAUACAGUCCUUUAGUUUUAAAUGAUGAAUGUAUCUGUGUCUCUUCUUGCCAAAGCAUUUGCACGUCUGGACGGCAGCAGAUGCGAUUAAAGGUCUCAGUGUUUUCUGCUCUUGACUUUGUGCAGAUUUAUUGCGAACCAGCAGCUUUUGUUGCAUGUUUGUUGAAACUAACAAAUAGAGUUUAUUUUUUAGAAAAAAAGGGUGUUUAGUCUCGGCUUUAUCUGCACAUCUGUCCUUUUUUGUUGUUGUGUUUUUUGCCAAAACAUUAAUAAAGCCUUUAUUACGAAUUGCC
Messenger RNA from Fundulus heteroclitus (mummichog), 3119 nucleotides. It is a transcript of the gene colgalt1b, whose product is annotated as collagen beta(1-O)galactosyltransferase 1b. Bases 123 to 1952 code for a protein of 609 amino acids. The record is from RefSeq and is a predicted model, not a curated record. The transcript has 12 exons. Gene Ontology annotation, molecular function: procollagen galactosyltransferase activity. Lineage: Eukaryota; Metazoa; Chordata; Actinopteri; Cyprinodontiformes; Fundulidae.